Molecule: messenger RNA, 1302 nt
Organism: Rubroshorea leprosula
Lineage: Eukaryota; Viridiplantae; Streptophyta; Magnoliopsida; Malvales; Dipterocarpaceae
Source: the annotation of a GenBank genome assembly
AUAACAUUUUCAACAUUCUUCCUCAACAGUAUUUAUUCGACUUUAGCAAAAUUUUUCUGACUAUGCUUAUCAUGAAGGUAAGUUCAUCUCGCAUUGCUAAUGGAAAUCAGGAACUUGGCCAAGAUGAUGGACAGGAAGUUCAGCAGCCACGUCCAUCAAUGGAUGUUUUUAAUGAUCUUUUGCAAGGAAUCUUUAACCCUGGCCUUACAUCUUUGGUCCAAAUUAUUCGGUGUUCUAAGCAAUGCCCAACCACCUUCCAAUUCGUCCGCAAUCUACGCUACCCAAAGGAGAUUUCAUCAAAGCCUUAUCAGAAGAAAUAUGAGAGUCUUGUGUUCCUGCAAUAUGAUGGAAGGAAGGGCAGUGUUGUAAGGCACGUCGGUAAGUUCCUUGAUGCCAUAGGGGCUCACAUUGGCGAUAAAGAUUUGUGCCUAUAAGCCAUCCUCUCUAUUGCUGAUGAGACCGAAGGAGAGUGCCUCAAUACCGAAGCACAUGAUAGCCGUGCUUAUCUUGAGUCCUCUAAUGCCAUCACAUUCAUUAACGAAGAUAUGGAGGCAUCGUAUCUUGACCAUAGAAAGUCUCUUUAUUUAUCUGCUCAGAUUAAUUCUAUCAGUAUCAAACGUGCACUUGUUGAUAUUGGAUCUUCUCGAAACCUGAUACCAUUGCGCACCAUCAUCUCUCUCGAAGCUGUUGAUCUUGGGGAUGAUCUAGCGAAUCUUAAACAUGUGCAUAUUAGCACCACUCUUUCUACUGAUGAGAGAGCCAAGUUGAUCGACUUGUUUUGGGAAUACAAAGAUGUCUUGGCUUGGAACUGUGUUGAGAUGCCGGGGUUUGAUCUAGCCGUGGUGGUGCAUUCUCUAAGUGUUGAUCCUAAAGUAAAGCCGGUUGUGCAGCCAAAUCUUGCCUUUCACCUAGAAGUGCCGGGGUUUGAUCUAGCCGUGGUGGUGCAUUCUCUAAGUGUUGAUCCUAAAGUAAAGCCGGUUGUGCAGCCAAAUCUUGCCUUUCACCUAGAAGUUGCCUUUCACCUAGAAGUUAUGCUCAAAAUUAAAGAAGAGUUCGAGAAGCUCUUGGUUGUAGGAUUCAUUAAGCUGACCAAGAAGGCCACUUGGUUGGCUAACAUUGUGUCAAUUCAAAAGGAGAAUGGGCAAAUCAGGUGUUGCGUUGACUUCCGCAACCUCAACAAGGCAUGUCCGAAUCAUGAAUUGUCAUUUCAAACAUGGAUGUGCUGAUGAACAAUACUGCUGGCUGUGAGAUGUAUUCCCUCAUGGAUGGUAGUAGUGGAUGUAAUCAAGUCAAUAUGUGUCU